CGCCGCCUCGCGACGAUGCUGCUGGUGAGCCAGGCCGCGAACGGCUCCCUCUCCGCGCGGCGGCUGCCCUCCAAGCCGCCCGCCAGCCACCGGGGCGCCAACCCCUACCCACUCUUCGCCAACCCCCGCCUCGCGCGCCGCCGCCUCGCGCUCUCCGGCUCCGGCGCCGACGCUUCCCGCCGCGCCUCAGCGCAAUCCCCUCCCCCCCGCGCGGCCGCGGGCGAGGGGCCCUCCGGCUCCGCCGCCGCCGAGGACCCGGUCCUCGUCGGCGUCAACGACGACCGCGUGCCCCUCGAGGGCGUCAUCCAGGUCGAGAAGCCCGGCGGCGCCGACGCGCAGGCCAAGCUCGUCUCCUACGCGAAGGUAGGGCUUUUGGCCGGAGGGGAUCUGCUUUGCCUCCUGGUGUUCUCCGCGAUUGGAAGGUUGAGCCAUGGCCUACCCGCCCUUGACGCCGAGACGUUCAAGACGGCCGACCCGUUCAUUGCCGGUUGGCUGCUCAGCGCCUACUUCCUCGGUGGGUUUGGUGAUGAGGCCAAAGGAAGCAAUGGUGUGGGGAACGCUGUAACUGUUGCAGCCAAAUCCUGGGCCGUUGGGAUUCCGUUAGGAAUUGCCAUUCGUUCACUGGCAUCUGGUCAUGUUCCACAAACUCCUUUUAUCUUGGUGGCUAUGGGAAGCACUGGGGUCUUGUUAACUGCAUGGCGUGCUCUGGCUUCCCAAGUUCUUUCCACUGGACAGAAGAAGAAGGAUGAUGUCUACAAAAAAGGAAACCCUUUUGAGCUUUUUGAGCUGCUCACAUCGCUGGUGCGGAGGUGGUGACACCUGAAGCUCAGACAGGCGAUGGUUGCCACCGACCAGGCGACCACUAGGUUCAAUUCAACAAUCUAUGGUGUAAGUACAAUUUUGAAGGCGGAGAUGGCCGUAUUAGAACAUAGUUGGAGCACAGGCAGGGCUGAAUUCUUCGAUAAGAUCAGAUGAGGCCAUGCCACAUAUGCUAAUAUUAAGAUGUAGCUGAUCAAACACUUAUGAUUAUAUAUGCAGUUUGACCCAAUAACUCUUCUAA
Molecule: messenger RNA, 1060 nt
Organism: Lolium rigidum
Lineage: Eukaryota; Viridiplantae; Streptophyta; Magnoliopsida; Poales; Poaceae
Exons: 5
Coding region: 16-816 (266 amino acids)
Source: RefSeq, a predicted model, not a curated record